Molecule: messenger RNA, 1365 nt
Organism: Hordeum vulgare subsp. vulgare (domesticated barley)
Lineage: Eukaryota; Viridiplantae; Streptophyta; Magnoliopsida; Poales; Poaceae
Exons: 1
Coding region: 440-991 (183 amino acids)
Source: RefSeq, a predicted model, not a curated record
GCUUUAACCCUAUGUCAAUGAAUACUGUUUCGUGUUGUAAACAUGUAGUUUCUCCUUUAGUCUUGAAUGAUAUACAAAAGAAUGCAUGGCAUUAAUUUUGGAGGGACAUCUAAAGGCAACAAUAGUGUCCUUCCAAUUCUGGCCGUGGGGGAUGGCAGAACGGGGAGGUCGCGCCAAGGCUAUACGCUUGCAUCCCCAAACGACGGCGCAAGCAGCGCACCAUUGCAGAAGGCCUCCUCAACCACACCUGGGCUAGAGACAUCCACGGCCACCUAGGCAUCCAUGAAAUAGGCCAAUACUUGCUGCUGUGGCGCGAAACCGAAGGCGUUGUUCUCACCGAGGGACCGGACCAGCUAAUCUGGAGGUGGACUUCAAAUGGCUGCUACUCUGCGCGCAGUGCGUACCUCGUCACCUUCCAGGGCUCCACUAGCUGCGAUGCAUGGAAACCUGGAAGAGCUGGGCACCACCCCGCGUCAAGUUCUUCCAAUGGCUUGCCAAUCUAGACAGGUGCUGGACAGCGGACCGUCUGCGCCGCCGCGGCCUUCAGCACCAUCCACGCUGUGUCCUUUGCGACCAAGAGCAUGAAACGAUGCGCCACUUGCUAGUCACCUGCCCCUUCUCGCGGCAGGUGUGGCAUGACACGCUCUCCUGGCUGCGUUUGACAUGCCGGCCGCCAGACCAAGAGGCCUCCCUAAACGACUGGUGGAUGCAAACCAAGCUGGACACGCCUAAAGCUAUGCGCAAGGGCCUCGCCACGGCAACCCUCCUCACAGCAUGGAUGCUUUGGAAGCACCGCAACUCAUGUGUGUUCGACGGCGAACGGCCCUCCACUCCGUGCUUUCGGCAAAGAUCAGAGAGGAAGCCUCCCUCUGGAUUCAGGCUGGAGCUACCGGCCUUGGGACGAUUGUGCCGCCUACCUGGGAUGUGCACUAGUCUUGUGCAGGCCUUUCUUUCCUUUUCCUUUUCUUUUCUUUCUUUUGAGCCCCUGUAGCCUCCUUCUCGUAGGCAUGUACUGUACAUAUUCUCUCCCUUAUCAAUGAAAUGAAACGCAAGCCUUUGCGUUUUCCCGAAAAAAAAAGUGUCCUUCCAAUUGUGAUACUCUUUGGACCUUAAUGAAUUCAUAUUUCAUAAAAAUAAUGCACAUGCAGGAAUAACUAGAAAAUUAUUUUUUUGGUUGUGAAUUUGCAUCAAUGUGAAUAUUGCAAGAACCAUGUUUGCCAAACAGAAGUGAACAACUAUUAACGAUAUGGCAGUCGUGCAUUUUCAGUGGCAGGAUGAUGAAUGGAUGCCCAACCAGUUUUUUUUUUCCUUCUAAAAUCAUCUGCAGUUUUGGAUAUGAAUCCCAUCUUACAAGGGUAUAUUCUC